Emys orbicularis (European pond turtle) is the source of this 15066-nucleotide messenger RNA. RefSeq names its product FAT atypical cadherin 4 (gene FAT4). Gene Ontology annotation, cellular component: cell-cell junction; plasma membrane. The transcript is spliced from 17 exons. Bases 1 to 15066 code for a protein of 5021 amino acids. Gene Ontology annotation, molecular function: calcium ion binding. Gene Ontology annotation, biological process: homophilic cell-cell adhesion. NCBI's taxonomy places the organism in Eukaryota, Metazoa, Chordata, Testudines, Emydidae. The record is from RefSeq and is a predicted model, not a curated record.
AUGGGCCUCCUGUCAGCAGGCAGCCCCUCUCUGUCUUGGCUACCCCCCUUUGCCUUGCUUCUGCUGCUGCCUCUCCAUGUCUCCGCUGAGCCCCGACGGAUCUUCCAGGUGCUGGAGGAGCAGCCACCGGGCACCUGGGUGGGCACCAUCGUCACCCGCCCGGGCUUCACCUACCGCCUAAGUGAGCACCAUGCCCUUUUCUCCAUCAAUGCCACCUCGGGGGCGCUGCACACCCGUGCCACCAUCGACCGAGAGAGUCUGGCCAGUGACGUGAUGGACCUGGUGGUGCUCUCCAGCCAGCCCACCUAUCCUAGUGAGGUGCGUGUCCUGGUGCUGGACCUGAAUGACAAUGCACCUGUCUUCCCAGAUCCCUCCAUUGUGGUGACUUUCAAGGAGGACACAGGCAGCGGCCGCCAGCUUAUUCUGGAUACAGCCACUGAUGCUGACAGUGGCACCAAUGGUGUGGACCACAGCUCCUACCGCAUUGUGUCUGGCAAUGAGGAAGGGCGCUUCCAGCUCAACAUCACCCUCAAUCCCAGUGGGGAAGGUGCCUUCCUGCACCUGGUCUCUCGGGGUGGGCUAGACCGAGAGGCCACCCCCACCUACCAACUGCUGGUGCAAGUGGAGGACAAGGGAGAGCCACGGCGGCAUGGAUAUCUGCAGGUUAAUGUCACUGUGCAGGAUAUCAACGACAACCCACCCAUCUUCAGCCAAGCUCUCUACCAGGCCCGGGUGCCUGAGGAUGCGCCAAUUGGGGCCAGUGUCCUUCAGGUGGCAGCAGCUGAUGCUGAUGAAGGUACCAAUGCUGACAUCCACUACCGUUUGGAGGGGACGGAGGGUGGUGGUGGGGAGGGGGCUGGGGGAAUCCCAUUUGAGGUGGAUCCGGAGAGUGGGGUGAUCCGUAUCCGGGAGCCUCUGGACUAUGAGACAAGGCGGCAAUACUCACUGACAGUGCAGGCCACAGAUCGAGGGGUGCCGGCGCUGAGUGGCCGAGCUGAGGCACUGAUCCAACUCCUUGAUGUGAAUGACAAUGAGCCACGGGUGAAAUUCCGCUACUUCCCAGCCACCUCCCGUUUUGCAUCAGUGGAUGAGAAUGCGGCACCUGGCACAGUGGUGGCACUGUUAACUGUGAGCGAUGCUGACUCGCCUGCUGCCAACGGAAACAUCUCAGUGUCAAUCCUUGGAGGAAACGAGCAGCGUCAUUUUGAGGUGCAGAGCAGUAAGGUGCCAAAUCUUAGUCUCAUCAAGGUAGCGGCGGCACUGGACCGGGAACGCAUUCCUACGUACAACCUCACUGUGGCUGUGGCUGACAACUACGGGGCCCCCCCGCCACCAUCUGGCUCCCCCACUUCCUCUGUACCUCCAGAAGGGGCAGUUGCUGCUCCCGUGAGCCGCUCUUCGGUGGCCAGCCUGGUGAUUUUUGUGAAUGACAUCAAUGACCACCCACCUGUCUUUGGACAGUCUGUGUAUCGGGUCAAUAUCAGUGAGGAAGUACCACCGGGCAGCUAUGUGAGGGGUCUGAGUGCCACCGAUCGUGACUCCGGUCUCAAUGCCAACCUCAAAUACAGCAUUGUCUCUGGCAAUGAGCUGGGCUGGUUCUGCAUCAGUGAGCAUAGCGGCCUGGUCACCACCACUGGCAUUGCUGGCUCCAGAACCAGUGUCCCGGGUAUUGGCAUGGCGUCCUCUGGUGGGCUGGACCGAGAGACAGCCUUACAGGUGGUGCUGAACAUCAGUGCCCGUGACCAAGGGGUGCAGCCCAAGUUUUCCUAUGCCCAGCUGGUGGUGGCCAUCCUGGACGUCAAUGACCAGAGACCUCUCUUCAGUCAGCCGGAUGGCUACCAGGUGUCCCUGGCUGAGAAUUCCCCUUCAGGAACUGAGUUGCUGGUCUUGAGUGCCACCGAUGGGGAUUUGGGGGACAAUGGGACAGUACGCUUCUCCCUGCAGGAGGCUGAGCCAUCAGUGACAGCAGUUGGCCCUUUGGUGGCCCCUCGCCGGGUCUUCCGCUUGGAUCCUGUGUCAGGCAAGCUCAGUACCAUCUCGCAGUUGGACAGGGAAGAACAGGGCCAUUACUCCCUGCAGGUCCUGGCCACCGACCUGGGCUCUCCUCCUCUCUCCUCGGUAGCCCGGGUCAAUGUGAGCCUGCUGGAUGUGAAUGAUAACAGCCCUGUGUUUUACCCGGUCCAGUAUUUUGCGCACAUCCAGGAGAAUGAGCCCGCAGGCAGCUAUGUUACUACCAUUUCUGCCAGUGACCCAGACCUGGGGCCCAAUGGGACAAUCAAGUACAGUAUCUCAGCUGGAGAUAACUCCAGGUUUCAGAUCCAUGGCCAGACAGGGGUAAUCACCACAAAAAUAGCCCUGGAUAGGGAGGAAAAGACUGCCUACCAGCUGCAAAUAGUGGCCACUGAUGGUGGCAACCUCCAGUCCCAAAACCAGGCCAUAGUUACUAUCACUGUUUUGGACACUCAGGACAACCCCCCAGUUUUCAACCAAGGUGUGUACAGCUUUGUUGUCUUUGAAAACGUUGCCUUGGGCUAUCAUGUUGGCACCGUUUUUGCUUCUACAAUGGAUCUCAACACGAACAUUACUUACCUUAUUACAACAGGUGACCAAAGGGGCGUGUUUGCCAUCAACAAAGUGACAGGCCAGAUCACUACAGCCAGUAUCAUUGAUCGGGAAGAGCAAGCAUUUUACCAGCUAAAAGUGGUGGCUAGUGGUGGGGCAAUAACUGGAGAUACCAUGGUCAAUAUAACUGUGAAAGAUUUAAAUGACAAUUCCCCUCAUUUUCUUCAUGCAGUGGAAAGUGUUAAUGUGGUUGAGAACUGGAAAGCUGGGCACACCAUAUUCCAAGCCAAAGCUGUUGACCCUGAUGAAGAUGUCAAUGGCAUGGUCAUUUACAGCCUUAAGCAGAAUCCUAAGGGCCUGUUUACUAUCAAUGAACAAAAUGGUGCCAUAAGUUUAAUAGGGCCACUUGACAUAAAUGCUGGAUCUUACCAGGUGGAAAUUUUGGCCUCAGAUAUGGGAGUUCCACAGCGUUCUUCUAGUUUCAUUCUAACUGUAUCCGUCCAUGAUGUAAAUGAUAACCCACCAGUAUUUGACCAACUUUCCUAUGAAGUCACUAUUUCAGAGUCCGAGCCUGUGAAUUCCAGAUUCUUUAAAGUGCAAGCUUCUGACAAGGAUUCAGGAGCAAACGGAGAAAUAGCUUAUAGUAUAAUUGAAGGAAAUUCCGGGGAUGCCUUUGGCAUAUUCCCAGAUGGCCAGCUGUAUAUAAAGAGUGAAUUGGACCGUGAACUUCAAGAAAGAUAUAUUCUCCUGGUUGUUGCUUCUGAUAGAGCAGUGGAACCACUUAGUGCUACUGUGAAUGUUACAAUAAUUUUAGAGGAUGUAAAUGAUAAUAGACCAUUGUUUAACAGUACCAAUUAUGUAUUUUAUUUUGAAGAGGAACAGAAUGGUGGAUCAUCUGUAGGUAAAAUAAGUGCUGUAGAUAAAGACUUUGGACAAAAUGGUGAAGUCAGGUAUUCAUUUGAAAAUAUGCAGCCAGAUUUUGAAUUGAACACAAUAACUGGGGAAAUAACAAGUACUCAUCAGUUUGACAGGGAAACUCUUAUGAGGCAAAGGGGAGCAGCAGUAUUUAGUCUUACAGUAAUAGCAACAGAUCAAGGGUUGCCAAAACCUUUAAAGGAUCAGGCAACUGUUCAAAUUUACAUGAAGGAUAUCAAUGAUAAUGCACCCAAAUUUUUAAAAGAUCUCUAUCAAGCUACAAUAUCAGAAUUAGCAGCAAACAUAACACAAGUUUUAAGAGUUUCUGCCUCAGAUGUCGAUGAAGGUAGUAAUGGAUUGAUUCACUAUUCUGUAAUUAAAGGAAAUGAAGAAAACCAGUUUACAAUUGACAGUGGCACUGGUCAAGUAACAUUAAUAGGUAAACUGGACCAUGAAGCUACUGCAUCUUAUUCACUUAUUAUCCAAGCAGUAGAUUCUGGGACAGUUUCCCUAAGCUCAACUUGCACAUUAAGCAUUGAUGUACUGGAUGAAAAUGACAACAGUCCUUCCUUCCCUAAAUCUACUUUGCUUGUAGAUGUCUUAGAAAAUAUGAGACUAGGUGAACUUGUAUCUUCUGUCACUGCCACUGAUUCUGAUUCAGGUGACAAUGCUGACCUUCAUUACAGUAUUACAGGGACAAAUAACCAUGGAACCUUUAGCAUCAGUCCCAACACUGGCAGUAUUUUUCUUGCAAAAAAAUUGGACUUUGAAACACAAUCUUUGUAUAAACUAAACAUAACAGCAAAAGACCAAGGAAGGCCACCUCGGUCAUCUACAAUGUCAGUGGUAAUACAUGUUAGGGAUUUUAAUGACAACCCUCCUAAUUUUCCUCCUGGGGAUGUUUUUAAAUCUAUUGUUGAGAACAUUCCUGUUGGUAGUUCUGUGAUUUCUGUGACUGCUCAUGAUCCGGAUGCAGAUAUUAAUGGACAGCUAACAUAUGCAAUCAUUCAACAGAUGCCAAGAGGCAACCAUUUUAGUAUAGAUGAAGUCAGAGGGACAAUAUUUACUAAUGCUGAAAUAGAUCGUGAAUUUGCUAAUCUCUUUGAAUUAACAGUGAAAGCCACUGAUCAAGCUGUCCCUGUAGAAUCCAGACGAUUUGCAUUGAAGAAUGUAACCAUUUUAGUAACAGAUCAAAAUGAUAAUGUUCCUACAUUUAUAUCACAAAACGCUCUUGCUGCAGACCCAUCAGUGGUGAUUGGUUCAGUCCUAACUACAAUUGUUGCAGCUGAUCCUGAUGAAGGAAGAAAUGGGGAAGUUGAGUAUGAAAUAAUCAAUGGGGACACUGAAACCUUUAUUGUGGAUCGUUACAGUGGAGAUCUAAGAGUGGCGGCAGCUUUGGUGCCUUCUCAGCUCAUAUACAACCUCAUAGUUUCAGCCACAGAUCUUGGCCCUGAAAGGAGGAAAUCAACCACUGAAAUGACUGUCAUUCUGCAAGGGCUUGAUGGACCAGUGUUUACUCAGCCAAAAUAUAUAACUAUUUUAAAAGAAGGAGAGCCAAUUGGGACUAAUGUAAUAUCCAUAGAAGCAGCUAGUCCAAGGGGUUCUGAAGCCCUGGUGGAGUAUUACAUAGUUUCAGUGCGCUGUGAAGACAAAAGUUUUGGACGUCUCUUUACCAUUGGGCGCCAUACUGGUGUAAUCCAGACUGCUGCCAUUUUGGACAGGGAGCAAGGAGUACGUUUGUACCUGGUGGACGUUUAUGCCAUUGAAAAAUCAGCUGUUUUGCCUCAAACACAGCGAGCAGAGGUGGAAAUAACACUUCAGGAUAUCAAUGACAACCCACCAGUAUUCCCAACAGACAUGCUUGAUCUAACUGUAGAAGAGAAUAUAGGAGAUGGAUCUAAAAUAAUGCAGCUGACAGCCAUGGAUGCUGAUGAGGGAGCUAAUGCUCUUGUCACUUACACUAUCAUCAGUGGUGCUGAAGACAGCUUCCACAUUGACCCAGAGUCAGGAGAUCUAGUAGCCACCAAACGUUUGGAUAGGGAACGUCGCUCCAAGUAUUCCCUGCUGGUUCGUGCUGAUGACGGUCUACAGUCCUCAGACAUGAGAAUAAACAUUACUAUUAGUGAUGUUAAUGAUCACAUACCAAAAUUCUCUAAACCUGUGUAUUCGUUUGAUGUACCAGAGGAUACUACCCCAGGUUCUUUGGUAGCAGCCAUUUUAGCUACUGAUGAUGACUCUGGUGUAAAUGGAGAAAUCACAUACACUGUGAGUGAAGAUGAUGAAGAUGGUAUGUUCUUCUUGAAUCCAGUCACUGGAGUCUUUAACCUGACUCGCAUAUUGGACUAUGAAGUGCAGCAAUAUUACAUUCUUACUGUCCGUGCAGGAGAUGGUGGUGGUCAGUUCACUACCAUCAGAGUUUACUUCAACAUACUAGAUGUAAAUGAUAAUCCGCCACUAUUCAGCAUGCCCUCAUACAGCACGUCCUUGAUGGAAAAUCUGCCUCCAGGAUCUACUAUUCUCAACUUUAAUGUUACUGAUGCAGAUGAUGGCUCUAACUCACAAUUGUCCUACAGUAUCACAUCAGGAGACAGCCUAAGUCAAUUUAAUAUUGACAAGAAAGGAGUCCUGAGCAUCAAGCAGCCUUUGGAUCGGGAAAGUCAGUCCUUCUAUAGCUUUGUUGUUCAGGUUCAUGACAUGGCUACUCUACCAGCCUCCAGAUACACAAGCACAACUCAAGUGUCUAUUAUUCUACUGGAUGUGAAUGACAAUCCUCCAAGCUUUAUCUCUCCAAAGCUGACCUACAUCCCAGAAAAUACACCCAUAGACACCAUUGUGUUUAGAGCUCAAGCAACUGACCCGGACAGUGGUCCUAACAGCUAUAUUGAAUAUACUCUGCUGAGGCCUUUGGGAAACAAAUUCAGUAUUGGCACUAUUGAUGGUGAAGUAAGGCUCAUUGGGGAACUUGACAGAGAAGCAAUUGCUAAUUAUACCUUGACUGUGGUAGCUACAGACAAAGGUCAGCCAUGCCUUUCUUCAUCUACAGAUGUAGUUGUAGUAGUCCUUGAUAUCAAUGAUAACAACCCCCUGUUUGCACAAAAGCUAUAUAAAGUAGAGGUGGGUGAAAAUACUCUGACAGGAACAGAUCUGAUCCAGGUGUUUGCUACAGAUGGAGAUGAAGGUACAAAUGGGCAGGUUCGCUAUUCCAUAAUCAGUGGAAACACCAAUAAUGAGUUUCGGAUCGACUCUGUUACUGGGGUGAUAACAGUAGCCAAGCCUUUGGACCGAGAGAAAAAGCCCUCCUACUCAUUAACUGUUCAGUCAUCUGAUCGUGGAAGUAGCCCCAGGACAGACACCACCACAGUCAGUAUUGUUCUGAUGGAUGUUAAUGAUUUUAUUCCUACAUUUGAGCUUUCUCCAUAUUCUGUGAAUGUCCCUGAGAAUUUAGGGACACUUCCAAAAGUUAUUCUUCAGGUUAUAGCAAGGGAUGAUGAUCAAGGUCUAAAUGGCAAACUUACAUACCUUCUUCUUGGUGGAAAUGAAGACGGUGCCUUUACUCUCUCAGCCAGUGGAGAGCUCCACUUGGUACAAACCCUGGAUCGAGAGACUAAGGAACAGUACAUUUUACUGAUCACAGCUGCUGAUUCAGGAUCUCCUGCCCUUACUGGCACUGGAACUAUUGCUGUCACAGUGGAUGAUGUCAAUGACAAUGUUCCUACAUUUGCCUUUAAGAUGUAUUCCACCACCAUUCCAGAGGAUGCACCUACAGGGACGGAUAUUUUGCUAGUAAACUCUUCAGAUGCUGAUGCUUCAAUUAAUGCAGUUAUCAGCUAUAGUCUUAUUGGUGGUAAUUCACAAUUCACAAUCAACCCAUCAACAGGACAGAUCAUCACCAGUGCAUUACUAGAUAGAGAGACUAAGGAGAACUACACCUUAGUAGUUGUGGCCUGCGAUGGUGGCUUUCCCAAAGCCCUUUCCACUUCUACCAGUGUCCUUGUCACUGUUGCCGAUGUGAAUGACAAUCCUCCCAAAUUUCAACACCACCCUUAUGUCACCCAUAUUCCAUCACCUACAACUUCAGGUUCGUUUGUGUUUGCUGUGACAGUCACUGAUGCUGAUUCUGGGCCCAAUGCUGAGCUUCAUUAUUCCCUCAUGGGAAAGAACUCUGAAAAAUUCCACAUUGACCCAACGAGGGGGGCAAUUAUGGCUGCUGACCCACUGACAGGGGCUUCUGAAGUGACUUUUUCCAUUCACGUAAAAGAUGGUGGCCUGUAUCCAAAAACAGACUCUACAACGGUAACUGUGAGAUUUGCGAACAAAGCAGACUUCCCUCAAGUUCGAGCUGAGCAACAGACAUUCAUAUUUCCUGAAAAUCAAGCAAUUGGCACCCUUGUCACCACUGUUUCUGGGUCUUCAUCCAGGGGGGGUUCCUUGUCAUACUACAUUGCUAGCGGUAACCUUGGCAAUACCUUCCAAAUUGACCAACUAACAGGACAGUUCUCCAUCAGCCAACCUUUGGAUUUUGAAGAAAUACAGAAAUAUGUGGUUUGGAUUGAGGCCAGAGAUACGGGCUUUCCUCCUUUCUCCUCUUAUGAGAAAUUAGAAGUAACAGUGGUAGAUGUCAAUGAUAAUGCACCAGAGUUUGAGCGAGAUCCAUUUAUUGCUGAAAUAAUGGAGAACCUUUCACCACGUAAAAUUCUGACUCUCACUGCUGUGGACAAGGACAGUGGCCCAAAUGGACAGCUGAACUAUGAAAUAAUUGAUGGCAAUAAAGAAAAUAGUUUCAGUAUUAGUCGAGCCACGGGUGAAAUUAGAAGUGUCAGACCUUUGGACAGGGAAAACUUGGCUCGCUACAUGCUAACCAUCAAAGUUUCAGACAGAGGUACCCCUCUUCAGAGCACCACAGUAAAAGUUAUUGUUAAUAUUUUAGAUGAAAAUGAUAAUGCUCCCAGGUUUUCUCAGAUAUUCAGUGCUCCAGUGCCUGAAAAUGCACCUCUGGGUUACACAGUUACACGAGUCACAACUUCAGAUGAAGACAUUGGUGUGAAUGCUAUCAGCAGGUUCUCCAUAAGGGAUACAAGUCUUCCAUUUAACAUAAAUCCCAGUACCGGGGACAUUACAAUCAGUCGACACCUAAACAGGGAAGAUAGAGACCGCUAUAGAAUCAGAGUUUCUGCACAUGAUUCUGGGUGGACUGUAAGCACAGAUGUGACUAUAUUUGUGACAGACGUCAAUGAUAAUGCCCCACGAUUCACAAAAACAUCCUAUUACUUAGAUUGUCCUGAGCUUACUGAGGUUGGAUUAAAAGUAACUCAGGUUUCAGCAAUAGAUCCCGAUGAAGGAUCUAAUGGCCAAGUUUUCUACUUCAUAAAAUCCCAGUCUGAGUUCUUCCGAAUUAAUGCUACCACAGGGGAGAUUUUCAAUAAGCAAUAUUUAAGGUAUCAAAAUUCCAGUGGUUCCAGCAACAUCAAUAUCAACAGGCACAGCUUCAUAGUUACUUCUUCAGACCGAGGCAGUCCUUCUUUGCUCAGUGAGACAACAGUCACAAUCAACAUAGUGGAUAGCAAUGACAAUGUACCACAGUUUCUUGCUAGUAAAUAUUUUACCCCUGUGACUAAAAAUGUAGCAGUUGGUACUAAAUUAAUUAAAGUUACUGCAGUUGAUGAUAAGGAUUUUGGACUGAAUUCUGAAGUUGAAUACUUUAUUUCUAAUGAAAAGAACACUGACAAAUUUAAGCUGGACAGCACUACAGGCUGGAUUUCUGUAGCAUCUUCACUCAUGACUGAAUUGAACCAAAACUUUCUGCUUACGGUAAAAGCAAAGGAUAAAGGCAAUCCUCCCCUCUCAUCUGAGGUUACUGUUCAGAUAGUUAUCACAGAGGAAAACUACCAUACACCUGAGUUCUCUCAAAGCCAUAUAAGUGUUACUAUCCCUGAGAGUCAUGUUGUUGGAGCAGUUGUCAGAACUGUUUCAGCAAGGGAUAGGGAUGCUGCUAUGAAUGGACUAAUCACAUAUAAUAUUUCUUCAGGAAAUGAGGCUGGUAUCUUUGCUAUUAAUACAUCUACAGGGGCAUUAACUCUAGCCAAACCCCUUGAUUAUGAGUUAUGCCAAAAUCAUGAGAUGAUUGUUAGUGCUACAGAUGGAGGAUGGGUAGCUAGAACAGGUUACUGCAGUGUCACGGUUAAUGUUAUUGAUGUGAAUGAUAAUUCUCCAAUAUUCAGCACAGAAGACUACUUCCCUAAUGUAUUAGAAAAUGCCCCAAGUGGGACAACUGUUAUCCGUCUAAAUGCAACUGAUGCCGAUUCUGGACCUAAUGCCAUGAUUGCAUAUGCAGUUCAGUCCUCAGAUAGUGAUCUCUUUGUCAUUGAUCCCAACACAGGAAUUAUCACCACCCAAGGGUUCUUAGACUAUGAAACAAAACAAAGUUAUCAUCUAACUGUGAAAGCUUUUAAUGUUCCAGAUGAAGAGCGAUGCAGUUUUGCUAGUGUCAACAUCCAAUUAGAAGGAACAAAUGAGUAUGUACCACGUUUUGUGUCCAAGCUUUACUAUUUUGAGAUCUCUGAAGCAGCUUCUAAAGGCAUGGUUGUGGGAGAAGUCUUUGCAAGUGACCGUGAUAUGGGAACCGAUGGAGAAGUCCACUAUGUUAUCUUUGGCAGUAGCAGAAAGAAAGGUUUCCAGAUUAAUGAGAAGAGUGGACAGAUUUAUGUUUCAGGUCCUCUUGACAGAGAAAAGGAAGAACGUAUCUCUUUGAAAGUUCUUGCAAAAAAUUUUGGGAGCAUUCGUGGUGCAGAUGUAGAUGAAGUAAUUGUAAAUAUCACCGUCUUAGAUGCUAAUGAUCCUCCAGUUUUUAGCCUACAGGUUUACAAUAUACAAAUCAGUGAAGGCGUUCCUCCAGGGACCCAUGUCACAUUUGUAAGUGCCUUUGAUUCAGAUUCCGUCCCAAGUUGGAGCAGGUUCUCCUAUUUUAUUGGUUCUGGGAAUGACAAUGGUGCCUUUUCUAUCAAUCCACAAACAGGACAGGUUACCGUCACUGCAGAAUUGGACAGAGAAACUUUACCUGUCUACAACCUGACUGUGUUAGCAAUUGAUUCAGGAACACCUUCAGCAACAGGAAGUGCCUCUUUAUUGGUAACACUGGAAGAUAUCAACGAUAAUGGACCUACCUUGUCCACCAGCCAGGGAGAAGUAAUGGAAAAUAAUCGUGCCGGAACUCUCGUGAUGACACUUCAGUCGUCAGAUCCUGAUCUCCCUCCAAAUCAAGGCCCCUUUACCUACUACUUGCUUAGCACUGGCCCUGCAACCAGUUAUUUUAGUCUUAACACUGCAGGAAUUUUGACCACAACUAGGGAAAUUGACAGAGAGCAAAUAGGCGACUUCUACUUGUCAGUGAUUACCAGAGACUCUGGCAUUCCUCAGAUGUCUUCCACAGGAACUGUACAAAUAAAGGUAAUAGACCAAAAUGACAAUCCAUCGCAACCUAGAACAGUAGAGAUCUUUGUUCAUUAUUAUGGCAACCUAUUCCCAGGUGGAAUUUUAGGCAGUGUGAAACCCCAGGAUCCAGAUGUUUUAGACAGCUUCCGCUGUUCCCUCACUUCAGGAGUUACAAGCCUCUUUAAUAUUCCAGGGGGCACUUGUGACCUGAAUUCCCAGGCAAGGUCCACAGAUGGAGCAUUUGACCUGACAGUUCUUAGCAAUGAUGGGUUACACAAUGCAGUUACUAGCAGUGUUCGAGUUUUCUUUGCAGGGUUCAGUAAUACCACAAUUGAAAGCAGCAUCCUUCUUCGCCUUAGCGUGCAAACUGUGAGAGAUUUUUUGACCAAUCACUACCUUCACUUCCUGCGUAUUGCCAGUUCACAGUUACCCGGAUUAGGAACUGCUGUGCAGCUCUAUGGGGUUUAUGAAGAGAGUAACAGAACCUUCCUGAUGGCAGCUGUGAAACGGAACAACAAUCAGUAUGUGAAUCCCAGUGGCGUGGCUACCUUCUUUGAGAGCAUCAAAGAAAUCCUUUUCCGUCAGAGUGGAGUACGGAUAGAGUCUGUGGAUCAUGAUUCAUGUGUUCAAAGUCCAUGUCAAAAUGGAGGAAGCUGCUUGAGAAGGCUGGCUGUGAAACCUGUUUUAAAGAGCCACGAGAGUAUCCCAGUAAUCAUCAUGGCAAAUGAACCUCUGCAGCCCUUCGUGUGCAGGUGCAUGCCAGGGUACGAUGGUAAUUUGUGUGAAACUGACAUUGACGAAUGUCUCCCAUCCCCUUGCCACAAUGAUGGGACUUGCCACAACUUAGUGGGAGGAUUCUCAUGCAAUUGUCCAGAUGGUUUUACCGGAAUGGCCUGUGAGAGAGACAUCAAUGAGUGCCUGUCCAGCCCUUGUAAAAAUGGCGCUGUCUGCCAGAACUUCCCAGGAAGCUUCAACUGUGUUUGUAAAACUGGAUAUACAGGGAAAACAUGUGAAUCUGCUGUCAAUUACUGUGAAUGCAACCCCUGUUUCAAUGGAGGAUCCUGUCAAAGUGGAGUGGAAGGAUAUUAUUGCCACUGUCCAUUUGGUGUCUUUGGAAAUCAUUGUGAAUUGAAUAGUUAUGGAUUUGAAGAGUUGUCCUAUAUGGAGUUUCCCAGUAUGGAUCCAAACAACAAUUAUAUUUAUAUAAAGUUUGCAACCAUCAAAACUAAUGCCUUAAUGCUGUAUAACUAUGACAACCAGACUGGAGAACGGGCAGAAUUCCUGGCUCUGGAAAUAACAGAAGAAAGGCUGAGAUUCUCCUACAACCUUGGCAGUGGCACGUAUAAACUUACCACAACGAAGAAAGUGUCUGAUGGCCAGUUUCACACUGUUAUUGCCCGGAGGGCUGGAAUGGCAGCAUCCUUGACGGUAGACUCCUGUUCUGAGGAUCAGGAACCAGGCUAUUGUACUGUUAGUAAUAUGGCUGUUUCCACUGACUGGACUCUCGAUGUACAACCAAAUCGAGUAACUGUUGGUGGCAUUAGAUCUCUAGAGCCAAUACUUCAAAGGAGAGGACAGGUGGAAAGUCAUGAUUUUGUGGGUUGUAUAAUGGAGUUUGCAGUCAAUGGACGUCCUCUGGAACCCAGCCAGGCUUUGGCAGCUCAAGGAAUCUUAGAUCGAUGCCCUAGAUUAGAAGGAGCUUGUGCAAUUAGCCCUUGCCAACACGGUGGCACCUGUGUUGAUUACUGGUCAUGGCAGCAAUGUCAUUGCAAAGAUGGAUUGACUGGGAAACACUGUGAAAAAUAUAUUACUGCCGAUACUGCCUUAUCAUUAGAAGGCAAAGGACGCCUUGACUACCACAUGAGCCGGAAUAAGAAACGAGAGUACAUGAUGAAAUAUGGCACUACGGGUGCGAUUUCGGAGACCCUGAGUGUGAACCAUUUGGAAGUGAAAUUCAGGACAAGGAGCGAGAAUGGAAUUUUAAUUCAUAUCCAGGAAAGCAGCAAUUACACUACUGUGAAGAUAAAGAGUGGCAAGGUGCAUUACACAUCUGAUGCUGGAGUUGCUGGGAAAGUGGAGAGGAAUAUUCCUGAAGUUUACACUGCAGAUGGUCAAUGGCAUUCCCUCCUUAUUGAAAAGAAUGGAUCUGCCACUGUUCUAUCUAUUGACAAGACCUACAGCAGAGAGAUUCUCCAUGUCACACAAGACUUUGGAGGACUUAAUGUUCUUACAGUUUCUUUGGGAGGAAUCCCACCAAGCCACACUCCCAGAAGCACAGAGACAGGUUUUGAUGGCUGUUUUGCCUAUGUGAAGUACCGUGGAGAAAGCCUUCCUUUCAGUGGAAAGCACAGCAUUGCUACCAUAUCCAAAACGGACCCCUUUGUGAAGAUUGGCUGCCGAGGUCCCAACAUUUGUGCCAGCAAUCCCUGCUGGGGUGAAUUAAUGUGCAUUAACCAGUGGUAUGCAUAUAAAUGUGUCCCUCCAGGAGCCUGUGCCUCCAACCCUUGCCAGAAUGGUGGCAGCUGUGAACCUGUUGCGCAUUCUGGAUUUACCUGCAGCUGUCCUGAAUCAUACACAGGAAGAACAUGUGAGACGGUAGUGGCUUGUCUUGGUAUCCUGUGUGCCCAGGGACAUGUGUGCAAGGGUGGAAUCAAUGGAGGACACAUAUGCGUCCCUCACCCUCACCAAGCCGAGCUCUCUCUGCCACUGUGGGCUGUUCCUGCUAUUGUUGGCAGUUGUGCUACAGUUCUUGCCCUGCUUGUCCUUAGCCUGAUCCUCUGUAAUCAGUGCAGGGGAAAAAAGUCAAAAGUGCCAAAGGAGGAGAGGAAAACGAAGGAAAAGAAGAAAAAAGGGAGUGAGAAUGUUGCAUUUGAUGAUCCUGACAACAUUCCGCCCUAUGGCGAUGACAUGACUGUCAGGAAGCAGCCUGAAGGGAACCCUAAACCUGAUAUAAUUGAAAGAGAAAACCCUUACCUCAUCUAUGAUGAGACAGACAUACCCCAUAAUACAGAGACUAUACCCAGUGCCCCUCUGGCUUCCCCUGAACCUGAGAUAGAGCACUAUGACAUUGAAAAUGCAAGCAGCAUUGCUCCUUCAGACGCAGACAUCAUUCAGCACUACAAGCAGUUCCGGAGUCACACGCCCAAAUUCUCUAUCCAGAGGCAUAGCCCACUAGGCUUUGCCAGGCAGUCCCCAAUGCCACUGGGAGCAAGCAGCUUGACUUAUCAACCUUCAUACAGUCAGGGACUAAGGACAACUUCCUUAAGCCACUCUGCAUGCCCUACUCCCAACCCUUUGUCUCGUCACAGCCCCGCUCCAUUCUCCAAGUCAUCAGCUUUCUACAGAAACAGUCCAGCAAGGGAACUUCAUCUGUCAAUAAGAGAAGGGAGUCCUUUGGAGAUGCACAAUGAUGUCUGCCAGCCUGGCAUUUUUAACUAUGCCACUAGACUAGGGAGAAGAAGUAAGAGUCCGCAGACCAUGGCAACUCAUGGUUCCAGACCAGGAAGUCGCCUAAAGCAACCAAUAGGACAGAUUCCUCUGGAGACUGCUCCUCCUGUAGGACUCUCUAUUGAAGAGGUGGAGAGACUUAACACUCCUCGCCCUAGAAAUCCAAGCAUCUGUAGUGCUGAUCACGGAAGGUCUUCUUCAGAGGAGGACUGCAGAAGGCCACUGUCAAGAACAAGGAAUCCAGCUGAUGGUAUUCCAGCUCCAGAAUCAUCAUCUGAUAGUGACUCCCAUGAGUCUUUCACUUGCUCAGAAAUGGAGUAUGAUAGAGACAAGCCUAUGGUAUACACAUCCAGAAUGCCCAAAUUAUCUCAAGUCAAUGAGUCAGAUGCAGAUGAUGAAGACAAUUAUGGUGCUAGGCUGAAGCCUAGGAGGUACCCUGGCCGGAGAGCUGAGGGUGGGCCUGUGGGUGCACAAGCAACAACAUCUAAUAUUGCUGAGAACACAUUGCCCAUAAAGCUUGGACAGCAAACUGGAAAUUUCAACUGGGACAACCUUUUGAACUGGGGUCCAGGCUUUGGACAUUAUGUAGAUGUUUUUAAAGAUUUAGCAUCACUCCCAGAAAAAGCAGCAGCAGCAGCAAACACAAAUGAAGAAAGCAAAGGUGGUACAACAAAGCCCGUUUCCAGAGAUGGGGAAGCAGAACAAUAUGUAUAG